Messenger RNA from Fusarium subglutinans, 1041 nucleotides. RefSeq lists its product as uncharacterized. NCBI's taxonomy places the organism in Eukaryota, Fungi, Ascomycota, Sordariomycetes, Hypocreales, Nectriaceae. Gene Ontology annotation, biological process: modification-dependent protein catabolic process; protein ubiquitination. The coding region runs from base 1 to 1041 and encodes 346 amino acids. Gene Ontology annotation, molecular function: ubiquitin protein ligase binding; protein tag activity. The record is from RefSeq and is a predicted model, not a curated record. Gene Ontology annotation, cellular component: cytoplasm; nucleus. The transcript is spliced from 4 exons.
AUGUUGGAGGAGCUCACUCCAUGGGAGCCGCAAACUCGCAUAUCGAACUGCAUCGAGAUUGACGACCUUUGUGUCUCAUUCGAGCGUACCACCCGCGUCCCCGACAAUGGAUCCCUCAACUGCCUUCCUCCUUCGCUGGGAGAGUUUCCUUUGUUCAAGACUGACGACGUUGGCGAUAAACUUCCUGUGAGCAUGGCCGAGAAAGGCGGGGUCUUCAUCCCCAUGUAUCAGCACGAAGGCAUGUGUAUCAGUUUUGAGUCUGAGAAGCGAUAUGCGAUCAAGAUCUUCGCUGGAAACGUCAACGUCAUCUCCGGUGAACCUCGGAUCCCGGAUGCUGCGUUGGUUCAUCGACGUCCGGGGCUCUCCUCACAAAAGAAAUUCAUUCAAGACUACGUCGUCACCCCUCCUCAGCCGCGGAUCGAUGGCGUGGUUACCAAGACUCAAGAGGUUCGGCAGUUUGUCGCCAUGCCUGUUGGAAGUGGCCACUCUGUCGAGGCACAAAUGACUGACGAAAGACACACCGCAUGUCUUCAGUUCGAGGUCACUCGACUUGAUAGUCACGAAGAUGAGGAGCGAGCCAUCAACAUCAUUGUCAGGGCACUGACCGGCAAGCCCUUUGCGAUGAAGAUCUCUAACCAUGCCUUUAUCAAGGAUAUCUCACAGAAGCUUCAUGAUCUCGAAGGUUUUCCUGUUGAUAAGCAGCGACUGAUCUUUAGAGGGGAAAUGCUUGAGGGUUGUCUCCUCCUUAGCGACUAUGGUAUCGAAGAGGGCUCAACUCUAUACCUCGCACUCAGGCUUUCUUGUGUUCAUCAACUUCGCGGGGUUAAAUGUUCGUGUCCUCCUCCUAAGUGCACUGCGCUCAAGCCCGGGACUGGAGAGGCUUUUGGCCUUGGUGGUGCUAUCCGCCAAAACAUUGUCGACAUCCCCAAGGGACUAUUUCAAGAGUCAAUCGCGAUCUCUUUUAAUGUUCAAAUCAUCAACAGCGCCAUUUUCACUGCCAUCACUGGUCGCGAUCUGCCUUCCACUCCUGUCCUAGCAUAG